CCGGUCUCUUGCCCCCGUCCACGCCCGUUUCUCACUCUCGCCGUCCACCCCCCACUGUUCCGCGGCCGCGGCCGCUGCCGCCCUUGCGUCCCUUCCCCCAAGCUUCGGCUGCAGGGGUUGGCGGAACUUCGUGAUAGCUUAGGUCGUCGAGUCCGCCGUCGUCGCCGAUGCGGCUGUUCUCGCUGUUUUCCUUCAAAAACCCACAAAUAUCCGCGGAUGAGAGCACUGCGUGGGGCUCGGUAUGGACUUAGGCAUGUGUAGUUUUCAGCAGCUGUGCCUUCAUUUUCAUGGCAAUUCAUGCAUAAGAGGAGUGUCAAUGGGCCACAUGGGCUGAGCCCAUUUCGGCUUUAUCCUGAGAAAGAACCACAGGCCCAAGCUUGCUCCAUUGUGAAGCAGGCUUCAUGCAGGCGUGAACGUGCGUGGUGCAAGGACAGUCGUCACGGGACAGUCGUCACGGGCAGUCGUCAUCCCCUCGGUUUUGGGCUUCUCCUCCAUUAUAAGCUUCUCGAAGGGGAAGGCGAUGGUCGGGGUCCGAUGGCCGCCUACGACCUCGCCCAACGACUCCUCCCCGGCCAAGCUCCGACGGAGCAUACAAUCCGCCGCAGGCUGGUGGCGGUCGCCAUGUUUGCCCUCUGUGUCGCCUUUGGAGGGUUCUUGCUGGCGGGCGCUCAGUCGAGGCUUAUAUUCCAGAUGAUGAUUCUGAUUGCCAAUUUCACAGUCUUCUUCCUUGGCCUGCUGGUGAUCUACUUCUUUAUGCCAAUCUCCUCCGGGAUACCAGGGCUGCCGAUCUCCGCCGAUAGAUUGAUCUCGGUGACCCUAGCCGUAUCCGUAUUCACCAUGUUCCUUAAUUCCACUUGUCUCAUUCUGGUGGCCGGCUAAUCGAUUUGGACCAAUAGAUGAUACUCAAGGAACGCCUUAAUCCCUGUAGUCCGCUGGUUCUGCUUCUUUCUGUUUUAAAUAAUCAAGAGCUUUUUUUUUUGCUAGGAAUAAUCAAGAGCUUUUCUCUGUUCUGUGUUACUAGUCUUUUACGAGUGUUUCCUUCACUCUGUCUGUUUGUUGAGUUCUUCAAGUAAAUGGGGAUUGUUGUUGCUUGCUUCUACUA
This is a messenger RNA of Phoenix dactylifera (date palm), 1102 nucleotides long. NCBI's taxonomy places the organism in Eukaryota, Viridiplantae, Streptophyta, Magnoliopsida, Arecales, Arecaceae. The record is from RefSeq and is a predicted model, not a curated record.